This is a messenger RNA of Clonostachys solani, 1653 nucleotides long. The record is from the annotation of a GenBank genome assembly. Lineage: Eukaryota; Fungi; Ascomycota; Sordariomycetes; Hypocreales; Bionectriaceae.
AUGCCAGAUUCAGCUAAUAGGCAGGGGCCCGUCGCUUGCCCUACUAUUAAUUUACAGGGGGGCGAGAGCCUCAUGCUCGACGCCUGUGUUGUCCCUGAUCGCGAGACAGUGCCUGAUGGUCCGCUGCCGGCAUCGGGAGGUAACAGCCAUGGGGAGGUCGGCUUCGACUCCAGUUCCUUGAACUACAGCAUAGGGCUGGAUCACAUCGAAAGCCACUUGCCGCUCCUCUCUCCUACGUUUCCACAGGCAGUCUGGGAUGAAAUCCAAGUCUUGGAAGGGGCUAGCCAACAGGAUCAACCAGAACGGCUCGAUCAUAACGCUCAAACGCUUAGUCCAGGAAGGGACGAGUUUCUUGCAGAACCAAUCUCUGCCGACGUGGAACCUCUCGUGGCGCAUUUUUUGUCAAUUUCUUCGCUCCCGCGCUUCAUCCCCUCGAUUAGUGAGACAUGGUCGGCUGAUCGCCACACGAUCUGGUCUAUGGGUAACACCUUUCGGCCUCUGGAAAAUGCUAUUUACGCUUUUGUAGAUACACACUCAUCAUGUAUAGUUGGAUCUGAUCCGAUCCUAGCUCGAAAGUUUCACGAAACCUCUGCUGCUGGGGUUCAGCAAGCCUUAUGUGCACAGAUGAUGGACAGCAACCGGCUACAACAAUUGAUGGCGACAGUGCUCCUACUUACUUGGCGCGGAAUCGGCCGGCGCCUCUACGUUUGGCUGAGGCUGCUGGAUCACAAAAUCCUCUUCGCUGGCCGAGAAACCUCCAGUUCCGAUGAAGAUCAGGGGCCUGAAUCGUCAGAGAUUGCCCAUAGCCCUAGUGGCAGUGCUGAUGACGACGCGGAGUAUUCAGCAGGACGUCCCGAAGAUUGGGUGCCGUCAGAAGGCCUGCCAAUAACCUCACCGGCUGCUGCUUUCGAUAUGUUGUAUGCCAUAACCAACCAUGCACCAUUCACAUUUUAUUUGAAGACUCAACGCAUCAAGGAUAGAAUCACACUUCUGAACAGAUGGAAUCGGGCCAGAGGUUCACUUGAUGAGGAGAUUGAAGUCCUUCAGCUAGGGAAACGUAUCGAUCGCGACCUGGUCGCACAUUGGGCAAGUCGACCUGCUCUGCUAGAUAUGGGCACGGAUCCGAAUCUACUGCGCGAUGGCCUUCAACCUCAGCUGGCCCAUCGACUUGCUUCUCAGAUCCGUCUCUACCGCGCUGACUUCUUUGCGCACGUUAUCUACCUCCACAGGGUGGCCUUUCGCGUGUUUGCGAAGGAGACCAAGGUGGAAAGUGCUAUUCGUGAAGUUCUCCAGCUGGCGAGACUCGAAUGCGUGGUGACAACGACACAAUCGUCCGGCAACCGACGGGAAGACGAGGCGCCGGCAUUGACUGACACUGCCCCUGAACAAAGUCCCAAUGGGGAACCCUUAUCACCAAGCUGGCUUUGGCCAUUAUUCAUGGUCGCUGUGGAGGGCACGCGCGACGACUUUGCAAAAGUUGAGGCUGAGUUUGGUCGCAUGAUUGCAGUCACCGGUACCCUCGACCAUGCCCUCGCCCCGAGCGCUCUUUGCAUCCUCCGCGCUUUGAAUGAGCAGGUUCGGGUUGGUGGUGGUAUUGUCGACUACCGCAUGAUACAGGAUCAGUUGUUCAGUGGAAAGCUGCACAUUAUUUAG